UUCAAAAAUAUCUUCGAAAAAGUGUUACGCAGAUAAAAAUGUUUUCAUGUUGUCGCGCAAAUCCGAAAAGUUCAUCCACAAAAUCAGCUAAAAAAGAUAAACAGAGAAAAAGUGAUGAACAGGAAACGUCAAACAAAACAAGUGAUAAAAAACUAAUAAUACCAACGAUAACAAUCGAAAAUGGCAAAGCUAUUGAUAACCUCACCGAUCACAAUUCCGACAAUACUGAUAUUGAUGAAGCAGUCUCAGCAACAGCAACAGCACCAGCACCAGCGAAUACAGUGGCUAACAACGGCAUUGGAAAUAUUGGCGAUGAUGUCAAUGUAGCGUCUGUUGACAACAUAAGGAAUAGUGAAAAUAUAAAAAUUGCAGCAUCAACGGAAACCGUUGCAGCUGCGGAUAUUGCAACGAAAAAACCUACGGACUCAGAUACGGCAAUUAUCGCUAAUAGCGAACAAAGUAAUAAACAGAACACAUCACUGUCGACUUCUUCAACCGAUGGAAGUAUCAAUGAAGGAAUUAAUGAAUCAAAAAUCGUCAUAGCGAAUACAACAACAACAAGUAAUGAAUAUACAACUGCUGCAACUGGCCUUACAGAAGUACAACGAAAGAUUCAGGAAGCAGAAAGAGAAGACGAGCAGCAUUCAACUCAGUGUAUAACUGAAAAUGUUGAGGACUAUGAUGUAGAUAAAAAACAACUAAAUGAUAAACAGCCUAUGCAUAUCAUUAACACAACAGAACCAACAACAAUGGAACAAAACAUCCAUGAUUUUCACCCAAAAAGUUGUCUGUCUCGUCACAAUUCCACUCACACAUCUAUCAAGAAAAAGGUUAACAUUAGCACACAUGCCGAAAUAAUCGAACCGGAUCCUUUGCCACCACCACAUUAUGAUCAUGCAUCAUUAGGUGAUGAUGAUGAUGUUUUUUCGGACUCAUUACCACCACCCAAACGGGAAAGCAUGUGUGCACCAUAUAUUGAACCCAACAAUAAAAUACAGGAUACAGUUGUAUUUGCACAUGGUCUACCCGAAUGGUUCAAUGACGAAAGAAUACAUGAUAUCGGUUGUAUUGAACCACCUGUUACCCCCGUUGGACGUGAUGAGCUGGAGUUGAAGCGCCAACGUUUAUAUACGGACUUGCUGCGUGCAGCACAUGCUGCAGUGGAGCAUAGCGUGCGCUUCACAACUCCAAUCGCAGUAGAUACUUUUUCGUACACUAGUGCGGCUGUUGAAAGCAGAAAAGGAGCCGGAAGUGAAGGUUGUUUUGCUUUAUUAAUCUAUUAA
This is a messenger RNA of Teleopsis dalmanni, 1283 nucleotides long. RefSeq lists its product as uncharacterized. The record is from RefSeq and is a predicted model, not a curated record. Lineage: Eukaryota; Metazoa; Arthropoda; Insecta; Diptera; Diopsidae. Bases 39 to 1283 code for a protein of 414 amino acids. The transcript is spliced from 3 exons.